Molecule: messenger RNA, 1023 nt
Organism: Aspergillus mulundensis
Lineage: Eukaryota; Fungi; Ascomycota; Eurotiomycetes; Eurotiales; Aspergillaceae
Exons: 2
Coding region: 1-1023 (340 amino acids)
Molecular function (GO): oxidoreductase activity, acting on the CH-OH group of donors, NAD or NADP as acceptor
Source: RefSeq, a predicted model, not a curated record
AUGGAUAUAAACUUCGUCCUUGUCACAGGCGCAACCGGCUUCAUCGGCGCUCACAUCGUCGAUGCCCUUCUCGCCCAGGGCCUCCGCGUGCGCGGCGCCACGCGCUCCAUGGCCAAAGGCGAGGCAAUGAUAGCAGCACGUCCGCAAUACAAAGACAAGCUCGAGUUUGUUCAGAUCGACGACUUUGAGAGCCCUGGUGGACUAGUUGAGGCCGUGAGCGGUGUCGAUGGGAUUAUUCAUACUGCGAGUCCCUUCACAUACAACACAACCAACAACGAAAAAGAGCUCAUCAUCCCCGCGAUCAACGGCGUCAACGCCGUCUUCGAAGCCGCAGCAACUUCCACACCCCCAAUCCACCGCAUAGUCCUAACAUCCUCCUUUGCCUCCGUCAUGGACGCGAACAGACCAGCGGCCACUACAGAAUCCGGAUACUUCACCUACACAUCCGCCGACUGGAACCCGCUCUCCUACGCCGAAGCAGCGCACCCACUCACCAGCGCCGUCGUCGCAUACCGCGGCUCCAAGAAAUUCGCCGAGCUGGCGGCGUGGGAGUUCAUUAAGACCAGAAAGCCAAAGGCGAGCUUUGAUCUUGUGUCGCUCUGUCCGCCCAUGACGUUCGGGCCCGUCGUGCACCCUGUCCCGACAGUGGAGGACCUAAACGAGUCCAAUGCGAUGCUGUGGAAUGUUGCAGUUGGGAAACCGCUCCCUGUAGCCCGUGUUCCGUUCUGGAUCGAUGUUCGGGAUCUGGCGAGUGCGCAUGUUGGCGCUCUUUUGAAUGAGGAGGUUGGGGGGAGGAGGUAUACGCCUGCGGCGCCGGAGAGGUUCUCGUAUGCGCUUGCGGCGGCGGUUGUCAAGGGUGAAUUUGAGGAUCUGAGGGAUGGGGUUUCGGAUGAGAAGCAGGAUGUUGAUGAGAGUCAUGGGUUGGAUGGGGAGACGGCGGGGAGGGAGUUGGGUUUCUCGUAUGGGAGGUUUAGAGAGACAGUGCGGGAUUUGGUGAGGCAGGGGGUUGAGAGGGGGUGGUGA